Molecule: messenger RNA, 1159 nt
Organism: Osmia bicornis bicornis
Lineage: Eukaryota; Metazoa; Arthropoda; Insecta; Hymenoptera; Megachilidae
Product: S-adenosylmethionine mitochondrial carrier protein-like
Exons: 6
Coding region: 116-976 (286 amino acids)
Cellular component (GO): mitochondrial inner membrane
Molecular function (GO): S-adenosyl-L-methionine transmembrane transporter activity
Source: RefSeq, a predicted model, not a curated record
UGCGUAGAACGAACGAACACUUGUCGUAUGAAAGGUAUGGUCUAUCGUUAAACGAAUAAUAGCAAUGGUAAAUAAAUACAUGUAACAAUGGUAAAGUUAUAAGCAUUAAUACAAAAUGACAACACAACCUAAACAAUUAAAAGUGGCAGAUACGAAAGCCUCAUUUAUUACAUCGUUGAUAGCAGGAGGACUAGCUGGUGUUUCUGUAGACAUAAUAUUAUUUCCAUUAGACACAUUAAAGACACGACUACAGUCUAAACAGGGUUUUAGGAAAUCAGGAGGAUUUUCUAAUCUUUAUAAAGGAAUUUUUCCUGUGUUCAUUGGUUCUGCACCAACUGCAUCUUUGUUCUUUGUAACUUACGAAGGUAUCAAAAAUGUAACACAGCCCCGUGUACCUGAAAGAUAUCACUCUUUGCUACAUAUGAGUGCAGCAUCUUUAGCAGAAAUGGUAGCUUGUUUAAUACGAGUACCAAUAGAGGUUUUGAAACAAAGAAAGCAAGCUUUAAUAUUUCAAAGAAAAGAUGUCAGUCUUAGAUUACUGUAUUGUGGCUACUGGAGCACAGUAAUAAGAGAUAUGCCUUUUAGCUUAAUACAGUUUCCAUUAUGGGAGGGCUUUAAAAAAAUUUGGAGUUCAAAUGUUGAUAGAGAUAUCUUACCAGCAGAAAGUGCGAUAUGUGGUGCAAUUGCAGGUGGCAUAUCAGCUGCUAUCACAACACCACUAGAUGUUAUAAAAACAAGAAUAAUGCUUUCACAUAAAAAUGAGAGUGCCUCAAAAUUAAAAGUACUUUAUGUUAUACAAAAUGUUUAUAACGAAAAGGGCUUACAUGGACUUUUUGCUGGUAUUGGUCCUAGAGUAAUGUGGAUAACUUUGGGAGGUUUCAUUUUCUUUGGAACUUACGAAGGAGCAAGAACUGCAGUUAUGCAGUAUUUCUUGCCUCUUUCUAUUCUUACUGAACAAACUGAUAAAUGUCAGUAAUGUUGAUAGAUAUUAAACAAAUUUAGUCAAAGUGUUAUUGUUAAUAAGUACAACUUAGUAAAUAUAAUAAUAUUUACAGUUACUAUAUAUAAAAGAUGCACUUAUAUAGUUAUAAAAAUAAAUUUUAUACUUACUUUUGAAAAUUGUAUAUACAUUUCGUUUUAACAGUAAUUAUUUAUAAAA